This is a messenger RNA of Exophiala dermatitidis NIH/UT8656, 4956 nucleotides long. RefSeq names its product kinesin family member 1/13/14. NCBI's taxonomy places the organism in Eukaryota, Fungi, Ascomycota, Eurotiomycetes, Chaetothyriales, Herpotrichiellaceae. Gene Ontology annotation, cellular component: microtubule; kinesin complex. Gene Ontology annotation, molecular function: microtubule motor activity; microtubule binding; ATP hydrolysis activity. Gene Ontology annotation, biological process: cytoskeleton-dependent intracellular transport; microtubule-based movement. The coding region runs from base 1 to 4956 and encodes 1651 amino acids. The record is from RefSeq and is a predicted model, not a curated record. The transcript has a single exon.
AUGGCGCCGACAGGCGGUGCCGCGCUGAAUGGCGGCGGUGGAGGAGGGAAUAUCAAAGUUGUUGUCCGAGUGCGACCUUUCAACAAUCGUGAAAUCGAACGCAAUGCAAAAUGCAUUGUCCAUAUGCAAGGGGAUCAAACCAUUCUCCAUCACCCGGGUGAAGGCGACGAUCGCUCACGAAAAGGGGGCAAAGGGAGUGCGGAGCAUCAAAGGACAUUCAAGUUUGACAAGUCAUAUUGGUCUUUCAACAAAGCAGACCCAAACUAUGCUGGGCAAGAGAACGUCUUCCAUGAUCUGGGGGUCCCGCUGCUGGAUAAUGCAUUCCAAGGUUAUAACAAUUGCAUUUUCGCAUAUGGCCAAACCGGCUCAGGAAAGUCGUAUAGUAUGAUGGGUUAUGGUGAAGAGGCGGGUGUGAUUCCGAGGAUAUGUCGAGAAAUGUUCGAGAGAAUCAAUGGCUUGCAGGCCGAUCCGAAUCUCACUUGCACUGUCGAGGUCUCCUACCUCGAAAUCUACAAUGAGCGCGUCCGCGAUCUGUUGAAUCCGGCCACCAAGGGGAAUCUCCGAGUUCGAGAACAUCCAUCCACCGGCCCCUAUGUGGAGGAUUUGGCCAAGCUAGCCGUCCGUUCGUUCCAAGAGAUUGAGAACCUGAUGGACGAAGGAAACAAAGCGCGAACAGUUGCAGCAACAAACAUGAACGAAACGUCCAGCCGCUCACAUGCAGUCUUCACGUUGACACUGACUCAGAAACGACAUGAUGUGGAAACCUCCAUGGAUACUGAGAAAGUGGCGAAGAUCAGUCUGGUCGACCUGGCAGGUUCCGAGCGUGCAACUUCAACAGGAGCCACAGGCGCUCGCCUUAAGGAGGGCGCCGAGAUCAAUCGAUCACUUUCAACUCUCGGCCGUGUCAUAGCGGCGUUGGCUGACCUGUCUUCCGGCAAGAAAGGGUUGAAAGUACCUUACCGAGACUCAGUACUUACCUGGUUGCUCAAAGAUUCACUCGGUGGUAACAGCAUGACAGCCAUGAUUGCCGCGAUAUCGCCAGCAGACAUCAACUUCGAAGAGACGUUAAGCACUCUGCGGUACGCGGAUUCGGCGAAGAGGAUCAAGAACCACGCAGUGAUCAACGAAGACCCGAACGCAAGAAUGAUUCGAGAGCUGAAAGAAGAGCUUGCGAAAUUGAGAAGUCAGCUGGGAGGAGCUGCUUCUGCUGGUGGUGCAGAAGAAACGAUUUAUCCUCCAGACACUCCCCUCGAUAAGCAGAUGGUUUCCAUUGUGCAAACUGACGGAUCGGUCAAACGGGUCAGCAAAGCUGAAAUCAUGGAACAACUGAGUCAGAGCGAGAAACUUUACCAAGAUCUCAACCAGACCUGGGAGGAGAAGUUGCAAAAGACAGAACAGAUUCACAAGGAAAGGGAGGCCGCACUCGAAGAGCUGGGAAUCAGCAUCGAGAAAGGCAACGUGGGAAUGAGCACUCCGAAGAAGAUGCCGCAUCUGGUCAACCUUAGCGACGACCCACUGCUUGCGGAAUGUCUGGUAUAUAACCUCAAGCCAGGCAUUACCACUGUCGGCAAUGUCGACUCCCAGGAAGCCUCCGAAAUCAGGCUUAAUGGUUCGAAGAUUUUGGAUCAUCACUGCAAACUGGAAAACGUCGACAAUGUGGUUACCAUCAUUCCCAAUGAGGGGGCCGCCGUCAUGGUCAACGGCGUGCGUGUUGACAAACCCAGACGGCUGAAGAGUGGAAAUCGUAUCAUCCUUGGAGAUUUUCACAUCUUCCGGUUCAACAACCCCUUAGAGGCCAAAGCUGAACGCGCCGAAAGGAGCCUACUCAGGCAUUCCGUAACAGCAAGUCAACUGAGCCCUCCCUCGCCUCUCCGCCCGAGCCAUGAAAGAUCCUGGAGCGCUGCAGGAUCCGAAUUCGAUGAUUCUAGCAGAGCCCAAUCUCCAGGACUGAGUAGUAACAGAGAUUCCGACUGGUUUUUCGCUCGGCGAGAAGCCGCCGGGGCCCUGCUUGGGUCCGACCCGAAGAUCAUGCAGUUAACGGAUGAGGAGCUGGACAGUCUCUUUGAGAACAUACAACGAGCGCGCGAUGAGCGCCGCGGACGUCCGGAGCAUAAACUCUAUGAGCACGAUGACGACUCGGACGAUUUGAGUUCCUUCCUGGUAAGGGACAAAUAUAUGUCCAACGGCACAGUAGGCAACUUUUCACUCGACACUGCGCUCACAUUGCCAGAGACUCCCUCCACGGCCGAUGGUUCACAGGACGACGGGGAUCCCACCUUGACUCCUGGGCAGUUUGAUCAAGCCGGCCUGACGCAAGAUUCGUCCAAGUCUGGGCCAUCUGGCGCUGGUGUGCUUCCGUCUAAGCAGGUUGAACAAGAAGACCACGCCAUCCAGAUACAGCAGGAGUUGGAACGGACUAAACAGGAAUUCCAGGAACAACUCCAGAAACAAAAGGAGGCUUACGAAGCCCAAAUCAAGAAAAUGGAUAUGGAGGCUAGAACGCGCCAAACAGCCCAGCCUCGAGAAGGACUCCCACCCCUCGAUGCGUCCGAGGUUGCUGUGGCACGAAAUGUCAUGGAAAAGUGGCAGCAGAAGAACUAUAUCUUGCUUGCGGAACAUGUUCUCCAAAACGCCGGUCUCCUCAAGGAAGCACAAGUCAUGAGCAGGCUUCUGGACCAGAACAUCAAUUUUCAGUUCGUGAUUUUAGAUGUCGGACAGGAACGCGCCUCUUCCUACGAUCUCAUCCUUUCUGAUAUCUCAAGUGAUGAUGACGACGCCCUGGCUAACGCGCGGAGGCCGUGCCUCGCGGCCAGAAUCAUUGAUCACCAGCAUAGCUGCGUCCACUACUGGUCCCUGGAGAAGCUGCGAACUCGAGUGGCCAAAAUGCGGCAAAUGCACCAGUACAAGGAUCAGCCAGAGUACCUCCAACACUUUCGCAUAGACAAUCCCUUCCGCGAUUCUGAUCAGCCAUUGUUUUCCUUGGUCGGGGAUGGAAAUAUUCCUCUCACAGCGGUCUUCGAAACUCGGGUGCAAGAUUUUGUCGUGGAUAUCAGUUCGCCAUCGACUCGGCAGAUUGUGGGAAGGGUCAGGAUGUCUUUGGAACCUUCACUGGCGGAGUCGCCCCCAUCCACGAUCAAGUUUAAUAUCAUCAUGAGGGAUCUCGUCGGGUUUCCGGAGCACGAAGGCACUCAAGUGCACGCACAAAUGAUGGUUUUGGGGACCUCCGAUGAGAGUACGGCGACUACACAACCCGUUCAAGGUUUCGGCGAUGGACCGGUCCGGUUUGAAAGCAUCCACAACCUGAGUGUGCCUCAAUCUGGGGAGAGAUCAGCAACGUUGAGGAUCGCCAUCUUUGCUCAAGUCAGUUCAACGCAUCUGGAUAAACUGAUAAGUUGGGAUGAGCUGCGGGAGAUGAAUGAGCAGUCUUCCGUACAGGAAGAAGGACAUCGCUUGCCCGAGUCCGAAUACAACGUGGAAGAGCAUCACGAUGUUUUUGCAAAAGUUCAAAUCCUCGAGCUGGCGGAAAACGGGCAAUAUCUGCCAGUGGAAGUGGUGCAAACCAGUGCCAACGACUCGGGGGCAUUCCAGUUGCACCAGGGCCUGCAGCGGCGGAUUCAGGUUACGAUGACUCACAGUCUAACAGAGGGCCUUCCAUGGGAUGACAUCAAAGGCUUUCGUGUAGGAGAAGUCCAUCUGAUAGAUUCUUCCGGGAGAAUUGCUGAUGUCGGAUCUAUCACGCCUGAUAUUCCCCUGAAACAGAUCCAGGAGCCCAUGAUCAAAGACAAUGCGGACGGCACAUCAAAUAUAACCAUCAUCGGACAAUGGGACAGCUCGCUUCACAAGUCUUUGUUGCUGGAUCGGACCACCCACGAGCAAUGCCGGGUGCAGAUUGCGCUUCGAUGGGAUGUGGUUUCCAGCCGCCUCGAACAGCCCAUGACAUUCUCAAUCGACCAGCAGCUGCAGAUCCUGCCCAGAUCCUACUCGCGUCCACAGCCAAUGUUCAAGUCGCUCUGGCAUCACACUAGGACUACGCAUUCCACUGAUGGCCUCUUUGCGAUCGUGGUGCGACCAGUCAGCGCCAGAAGAGCGGCGGAUCUCUGGCGGCUUGACACUUCGAAGAACUAUAUCAACGGCGAGGAGCUAUUAGGCAAUUGGAAGCCUCGUGGCAUCUCGCUGGUAAAAGACUACUUGGUUGCGCGUCGAAAGGCGCGACAGCUCCAAGACAUCGAAGCGGCAAAGGCGUCGCUCGGACUGCGGAGAAUGAGCGUGGGAAAGAGCCGUUCUCGAACCACAUCGCCUUCGACUAUUGGCCCGAGAGAAGAACAGCUCCUGCAAAAGUUCCUGGCUAUCUGGAGGAAACCGAGCGUGGACCUUUCCAGCAGUAUUUUCGAAGACAGCCCACGCGGCAAUGAGGCCAACGUAGGGCUCUCAGAGCGCGCCAUAUCACCUGGAGCCGCCGCGGCAGACGCGGCGCCCGCUCGCAAGACUCGAUACGUGGCGACCGUUGCCUACAGGGAGAAGAACCCAGUGUCGGCGAAGUCCGGGUAUCUGCUCAUGCCGUCCGAGACCCACGAUGCGGCGCAUAGCCAUACGAUGCAAUGGAAACGGCGGUUCGUGGAUCUCCGGCCUCCCUACCUGUACAUCCAUUCAGUGCCUGACGGGGAGAGUAUCAACGCGAUUAACCUGACUCGCGCCCGCAUCGACCAUGAUCCGGACUUCAAACGCCUGCUCGGGAGCGGAAGCUCGAUUUCCAGUGGAGAUCACGAGAGUGCUGGACGUGGCCAUAGGAGGACCGGCAGUGCGGAGCUGCAUGGACUCAUGCAUGUUUUCGCGGUGUACGGGGAACAAAACACGUUUCUGUUUGCGGCGAGGAGUGAAAGCCAGAAAGACGAGUGGAUCCUGAAAAUCGACCAGAGUUACGUUGACACGGAGGCUGCGGACGAGGCUCAGGAGUGA